This is a messenger RNA of Nannizzia gypsea CBS 118893, 789 nucleotides long. RefSeq lists its product as hypothetical. Lineage: Eukaryota; Fungi; Ascomycota; Eurotiomycetes; Onygenales; Arthrodermataceae. The record is from RefSeq and is a predicted model, not a curated record. The coding region runs from base 1 to 789 and encodes 262 amino acids. The transcript has 2 exons.
AUGAAGAUUCUCACCUCAUCUGUCCUCAUACUGUUGAGCGCUACCACAAUCCUCGCCCGACGGUGUGGCUGGGUGAACAGAGAAGGAGACGGUGCAUCUGAGGGUCACAAUCUAGGGGGCUGCAUCAAGGGCACCGUCUGCAUCAACCAUAAAUGCGUUAUGCUUGCGAGAAUCGGGGAGGCUUGCUCGGUUGACCAGCCCUGUAAAAUGGAGUAUAAGUGCGGCGAGAACGGCGUUUGCAUCGAGGGAAAAGCAAGCGUGGGCGCUUCAUGCAAUUCGAAUGAUCAGUGCGAAAGCGACAUCUGUAUCCGACAAGUGUGCCGCGAUGACUGGGCUUGCGGCGACGACACCGACUGCGCAGAAGGGGGGGUCUGCCGCUUCACUCUCGCGACUCCCAACUUCAGCGACCUCGGGAAGACGGUGCGAGUGUGCGCAAAACCAGACCAGUCCAGGUUUGGACAGUUCUGCGACUCGAACAAGGACUGCGGCGUGCUUGAGGACACAACAGAAGAUCCCCUUUCUGCAUCCUUAAAGGCCUUGCUGUCUCCGCCCCAGCAGGUGUCUCCCCGGUUCGUUGGGCCCAGAUCGCAAGACCGUAGGCGACAGCUCAUUGGUACCUCCAAAGUCCUCAGGGAUAAGCUCGAAUGUCGCGCCAAAACCGACAAGGCCUUCGAUGGAUGGCCAUGCCGUGAUGGGAAUGACUGCCGCUCCGGGAACUGCGUAGCGAACACAUUCAAGCAGGGCAAUCUCACGAUCAAGAUGUGCGAGCCGAACAAGCCGAAGAACUGA